GCCAUUGUCCCUAAAACGUAACGUUAACCGAAAGCGUGGACGGGCGCUGAGGGACAAAAGUGCUCUGUCAUGAAGAAUGAAGACGUGCUAAACCCGCCAGCUAACAGAAGCUAACUGCAUCCUAGCAGGAGUCUACGGUAACGUCAGAGCCAUGGGGCGGAAGGAGAUCGUCUGCACUUGGAAGAAACCCAUAAAUAACAUCAAGGAUGUGUUUGACUUCAUAGGCAAGAUGGGAUCGGGGUCUUUUUCUGAGGUGUUUAUGGUGAGAGAGAAGAAAACUGGGACAUUGUUUGCUCUGAAAUGCCUGAAGAAAAAGCACCUCGUUCACAGCAACCUGGAAAAUGAAAUCAAUGUGCUGAAGAGGAUUAAACACGACAAUGUGGUAGGACUGGAGGAUUUUUACGAAAGUCGGACACACUUUUACCUGGUGAUGCAACUCGUGUCAGGCGGGGAGCUUUUUGAUCGCAUUCUAGAUAAAGGUGUUUUCACUGAGAAGGACGCCAGCACAGUGAUCAAACAGGUACUGGAGGCCGUCAGCUACCUGCACGACAACAGUAUUGUGCACCGCGACCUGAAGCCGGAGAACCUGCUGUACUACAGCACAGACGAGAACGCCAAGAUCAUGGUCAGCGAUUUUGGCUUGUCUAAAACCCUAGAGCAUGGUGUGAUGUCCACAGCCUGUGGGACACCCGGAUAUGUUGCUCCAGAGGUUCUUGCCCAAAAACCCUACAACAAAACAGUGGAUUGUUGGUCCAUUGGAGUUAUUACUUAUAUUCUAUUGUGUGGCUACCCUCCAUUCUUUGAGGAAAACGAGACUCGUCUGUUUUCAAAGAUCAUGAGAGCCGACUACGCCUUUCAUUCUCCUUUUUGGGACGAGAUCUCAGAGUCAGCAAUAGAUUUCAUCAGGAAUAUGAUGGAGAAAAAUCCCACAAAGCGCUUCAGCACUGAACAGGCCCUGCGACACCCUUGGAUUGCUGAAAAAACAGCUAAAGACAAAGACAUUUAUCACUCCGUCUGUGAGCAAAUGGAACGAAACUUUGCCAAAUCGAAAUGGAAGCAAGCCUUCAAUGCAAGCGCGGCCAUCCAGCACAUGAAAAAGCUGCAGGUGUCCCACACGUCUUCUGCAUCGCUCUCACUGCCCCACAUCAUUUUACAGACCUCCUCUCAGGCUGACCUGGGAAACCAUGAAACGGAUCACCCCCUCGACCCCAAUGGCAAUCCCUUCCAUGUCACUUGCAGCACUGAGCCCAGCAAAAGUCUUUGCCCACCGCCCAGAAGCCAUCAUAGUGAACGUGACUACGUGCUUGCGGAACCGAGAGAAGUCCCCUCGCAGGACUCGGAGAACGACGUCUCUUUCAUGUCCUCCAAAAGUAUGGAUGCAGUGGCUCGGAGGAAGGACGGGCCCCUUCAAUCUGGUGUGUGCUCCAUCAUGUGAUUAUUCAGCUAACCCGAAAGAUAAUUUCACAAAAGUAAAGACUCGACUCUCCUUUGUCUGUCUUCAAAACAAACAUUUUUGAAGAAUUGCUGCUCAAAUAAUAAGCAACAUUGUAUUCAGUUGACAUGACAAAAUAGCAUCCUUUGGUUUGAACAUGUCAUACACGUGUCUGCUGAUCAGCAUGUCUCAUUUUCUCAAGAACAACAGUUAUACCGGAAUGGCUGAAAUCCCUCUACACAACAGCGAACUUUCCCUGAAGUGGUGUUCAAAGUGUAUCACACGUAGGUACUCAAAAUACUAAGUGAAGCACACAAGUGUAACACACAUAUUUAUACAAAAGACAAUUGAUAUACAGCUUGUAUGCAGAUGCUAUGAUUCAGACACUAAGUAAUGUUGCUUGUUAGUUUAACAAAGCUCAUGAGCUUCACCUGGUUAAAUGUCAACAACAUGACUUUGUAUUCUAAAUGUCCUCAUUGACUGAAUCUGCAUUUUUAAUGUACACUGUAAAUUAGUUCAUCAAUUAAUAUUGAAAAAUUAAAGCUACUAAAAUAUUCUUUGAAGUGAUAAGAGUCAUUUAAGAUUGACUAUUACCUGGUAAAAAUAAGUAGUGUUUGCCGUUUUGUAAUUCUGUGUACUGAUGUGACUUGCUCUUGAUGAGUAAGUGAAUUGAAUGAAAAGUGCCACAAACUGAAUAAAAAUGCAG
Molecule: messenger RNA, 2138 nt
Organism: Nerophis lumbriciformis (worm pipefish)
Lineage: Eukaryota; Metazoa; Chordata; Actinopteri; Syngnathiformes; Syngnathidae
Product: calcium/calmodulin-dependent protein kinase type 1D-like
Biological process (GO): protein phosphorylation
Molecular function (GO): ATP binding; protein kinase activity
Source: RefSeq, a predicted model, not a curated record